AUGGAGGAGGACCGGGCGCAAACCGACUUGGGCAUCGCCGCCGACAUCGAGGCGUCUCAUCGUGAAGCGGAGGCGGCGGCCAAGCCCGUAAUGAAGCAGCCGAAGAAGCGGUUUGUCGGUAGAAGGACCGCGGCCGAGGCUGCGGCGAAGAACGGAGGCUCUAAUGGAUCUAUCGAGGACAGCAGCUCCAUUCAAGUUGCACAACCACGGAGAGGCCCGCGCCUCCUGAAUCAAGUCCCCCCCGAGAUCCUCAACGACCCGGCGCUCAAUUCCGCCAUUUCUAUACUCCCUUCCAAUUACAGCUUUGAGAUACCCAAGACGAUCCAUCGCAUCCGCUCCUCCGGCGCCAAGAAGGUCGCCCUCCAGAUGCCCGAGGGCCUCCUUCUCUUCGCCACCACAAUCUCCGAUAUCCUCACCGAGUUCUGCCCGGGCAUCGAGACCCUCAUCAUGGGCGACGUCACCUACGGCGCCUGCUGCAUCGACGACUACACCGCUCGCGCCAUGGGCUGCGACCUUCUCGUGCACUACGCCCAUAGCUGUCUCAUUCCUGUCGACGUGACCAAGAUCAAGACGCUCUACGUCUUCGUCGACAUCAGUAUCGACACAUCGCACCUGCUCGCCUCCCUCGAGCGCAACUUCGCCUCGGGAAAGACUAUCGCCAUCGUCGGCACAAUCCAGUUUAACGCCACAAUCCACGGCGUGCGCGGCACGCUCGAGAAGGCCGGCUUCAAGGUCCUUGUGCCGCAGAUCGCGCCGCUGAGCAAGGGCGAGAUCCUCGGCUGCACGAGCCCGCGACUGACGGAUGAUGACAGGGUCGACAUGAUCCUGUACCUCGGCGACGGCCGCUUCCACCUCGAGAGCAUCAUGAUCCACAACCCAAGCGUGCCGGCGUACCGCUACGACCCGUACUCGCGUAAGCUGACGCGCGAGACAUACGGCCACGACGAGAUGCAGGACCUGCGUCGGACGGCGAUCCGGACGGCCAAGACGGCGCGCAAGUGGGGGCUGAUCCUCGGCUCGUUGGGUCGCCAAGGGAACCCGCACACGAUGGGGCUCAUCGAGAAGCGGCUUCGGGAACGCGGCAUCCCGUGGGUGAACCUGCUGCUGAGCGAGAUCUUCCCUGGGAAGCUGGCCAUGAUGAGCGACGUGGAGUGCUGGGUGCAGGUCGCGUGCCCGCGGUUGAGCAUUGACUGGGGGUACGCGUUCCCGCGGCCGCUGCUGACGCCAUACGAGGCGCUGGUGGCGCUCGAGGUAAAGGAUGACUGGGGCAAGGGGGUGUAUCCUAUGGAUUACUAUGGGAAGGAUGGCCUUGGGCGGACGAAGCCUGCGCAGCUGGAGGCACAAGUUUGA
Molecule: messenger RNA, 1350 nt
Organism: Colletotrichum higginsianum IMI 349063
Lineage: Eukaryota; Fungi; Ascomycota; Sordariomycetes; Glomerellales; Glomerellaceae
Product: Diphthamide biosynthesis protein 1
Exons: 2
Coding region: 1-1350 (449 amino acids)
Biological process (GO): protein histidyl modification to diphthamide
Molecular function (GO): 2-(3-amino-3-carboxypropyl)histidine synthase activity
Source: RefSeq, a predicted model, not a curated record